Molecule: messenger RNA, 2117 nt
Organism: Drosophila pseudoobscura
Lineage: Eukaryota; Metazoa; Arthropoda; Insecta; Diptera; Drosophilidae
Exons: 4
Coding region: 175-2034 (619 amino acids)
Source: RefSeq, a predicted model, not a curated record
CUUGGCUAAUGGAAAUGUUAUAAACAGAGGCGAUGGCCCCGGCCACGAUUCAGUUCAUCUUCAGUCGUCGUCUGGCCCGCUUGGUUCUACUGCCCAGAGAAGGAGUUCAAGGAUACCGCCGACACAGUCAAGGCCCGUUAAAAUCGCAAUAUAAAUCCAGAACUUGGCAUCAAAAUGCAUGUCUUUGUGCUGUCAACGCUUCUGCUGGCCUCCUUGGCCGCCAGCCAGACCACACUGGAUGCCAGUGGCGCAGCCGUCGAAAUCCAGAAGCAGAGGCUGAUCAAAUUUCCCGAGGAGUUUGAUCCCAAUGUGGCACCUCCGACCGUCGAGAAGGCGGACGAGGCCAAGCGCAUCCUCGAGCAGAUCGCUCGCGUGAACGAAGCCUUUGGCUACGUGAAGAAGCAGCCGGAACAAAAGAAGCUGCCGCCCAUACUCGACUCCAGCCAGUAUCUGUUCCCCAAGCCCGCCUACCAGCCGUUCCACGCCCAGCAGCACCACUUCGCCGGCAGCCACGGCCAGACCCUGCUUGAGCCCUCGAUCCGUGCCGUAAAGCUGACCCGGAACGUGGCAGGAUCCAGCUACAAUCUGCCCCCAAGGCUGCGCAAGGGAACUCCCGCCCCGGCCAGCGAGGAGAAGAAGUCGCAGCUGUAUUUCCGACCCAACCAGGUGGAACUACCGAAGCCCUUGACGGAACAGGAGGCCCAGCAGCUGCCGGCCCACUUUGCCAUCCCCGUGCACCUGUACAAACUCAACAAGGAGCAGUACCUGCGGGAGCAUGCCGCCCAGGAGUACCGCGUCAAGGGCUACAAGAUCAUCGGCGACGUGGACAGCUUCUAUGGCAAGGCCAAGUCGGGCAGGAAGCAGGGAAAGACCACUCCCAAGUACCAUCUGUUCUUCCUGCCCAGAGAGCUGGCUCUGAACGAGGAUGGCACACCGAAGAGGGGCAAUUCGACGAGUAUCACAUCCACCAAAGCCCCUGCUGCUCCCCAGGGAUUCAAGGACUUCCGUCUGGACUCCCGCGAGAAGCCUUCGCAGAAGCCGCACAAGAUGCAGACGACUGUGGCACCUGAUUCGAAUAACCUGAACUCUGGGAGUCGCAAGCGCACGAGCUCUACGGUAAAACCAGUACGCGGAAGCGGAUCCAUGAGCGGUAAGGAGGCGGAACAGCUCUUGCCCACCAUUUCCACGACUUCAGCACCCGUCCAUCUCUCGACGCUGCCUCCUUCCGGCGGACUCCUGCCCAAUCGCAAUCGUCUGAAUCCCUUCCGCAUGCCCGGCAUGAAUCUCUCCGAUAUGCAGAACCAGACGUCGUCGGCCAUCAAGAAUGCCUUCCAGAAUAUAUUCAAGAUGCCCUUCCGUCAGGCCGGAGCUGUGUCCGGCGCCCAGCCCGUCAUCAUGGGCAGCAUCCCGCAGAAGCAUCAGGUGUCCAGCGAUUCCCAGGACUACAAGUGGGAUGACGAGAAGGAGGGCGGCGGCGAUGGUGAUGGCGAUCUGAAUGGAAAUACCGAGGAUCUGGAGAACACGGCGGCGGAGCAGGACAGCAGCGCGUCCUCCGAGAAGCACCUCUUCGCGCACAAGACCCGCCCCGGGGGUCUGAUGCACACCAUCGGCCAUGUGGCCACCGCCCAGCAGACCACCCAGAAGCAGGCGCUGCGCGAGGGCGGCAUUAUUAUCCAGCGGCUGAAGGUGCGCAAGGGCGGCAUCGCGAUUGCUGGUCCAGGAGGCGUGGCCACAGCCGGAAGCGGCGGAACGGCCAUUGUGGGCCCCGGUGGCUAUGCCCUGACGCAUCCGCGCAGCCUGACGAUAGCCGGUCCCGGCGCCAAGGUGAUUUCCAUACCCGCGAACGUGGACCUGCAGGACGCUCUGGCACGCACCGACCUGCAGGCGAGGAGUUUUCCGCGCGAGGGCAAGGUGGUGGCCACCGGGCCGACGGUGUACUAUGCCCCGCCCACGGGUACGACGGAGGAGGAGGUGGCGGAGGAGGAGCAGGAGCAGGAGCAGGCGCAGGAGAUGAUAUUUGAGUCUGAGGCUUAACUUUUGCUUUAGUUUGCGUUUUAGUUAGGUUUCAUUUUAGUUGGUACUCGCUAGUAUUUUAAUAAAUGUUUGUAUUUCGUAAA